AUGGGUAAUUUCUCCUCCAGAACAGAGGGUGGCGCUGUUGCGCGGUUGAAGAGUGAUACGCUUCCGCUGUUGCUGCUUUGCAGAAAUCUGCACUGCGGAGACUUUUAUCUGUUUCUUAGCUGACGGUAGCACAACGGGUCCGGAACACACCUGACGCUCGCAGGUAAAGCCUCGGCAGAGCUGGAAGCUCGCCACCAUGGCGGACAUCAAGAAUUUCCUGUACGCCUGGUGUGGGAAAAAGAAGCUGACUCCCAACUAUGACAUCCGGGCGGCGGGCAACAAAAACCGUCAAAAGUUCAUGUGUGAGGUCCGGGUGGAUGGCUUCAACUACGUGGGGAUGGGGAACUCAACCAGCAAGAAGGAUGCUCAGACCAACGCCGCCAGGGACUUUGUCAACUAUUUGGUCAGAGUUGGGGAGAUGAAGGCCGAGGAGGUCCCAGCUCUGGGGGUCAUGGCUCCAGAACCAACCCAGCCCGAUGGACCUCCAGGCAGCUUCGGAACCCUCCCAGCAAGCGGGCCUCUGCCCCCCCAUCUAGUAGUGAAGGGGGAGAAAGAGGCUGAAGUCCCCAUGGAAGAACAUGCGGGCCAGACGGAACAGGGGUACCCUCCAAGAGGAGGCUAUGGGGACGGAGGAGGGGCUGAGUGGGACAGAGGGGCCAACCUGAAGGAGUACUACGCCCGGAGGGAUGAGCAGGAAGCCCAAGCGACGCUGGAGUCCGAGGAGGUAGACCUGAAUGCAAACUUGCACGGGAACUGGACCCUGGAGAACGCCAAGGCCCGCCUCAACCGGUUCUUCCAGCAGGAGAAGAUGACUGCGGAGUACAAGUACAGCCAAGUGGGACCAGAUCACAACAGGAGCUUCAUUGCAGAGAUGCAGCUGUUUGUGAGGCAGCUCGGUAGAAAGAUCAUGGCCCGCGAACACGGCUCUAACAAGAAGCUGGCGGCGCAGUCGUGCGCGCUGUCGGUGGUGCGACAGCUGUACCACCUCGGGGUGCUGGAGGCGUACACUGGAAUCACCAAGAAGAAGGAGGGUGAGACGCUGGAGCCGUACGACGUGAACGUGUCUCCUGACCUGCAGCAGCAGCUGAACACUGUGGUCGAGGAGCUUGGAAUCCAGGUCCCCCCACCGCCUGAAGAUCCCAGCAACCCAGUGUCUCUGAUUCAGGGGAAGAUCAACACGUUCGAGCCCUCGCAGCGUCAGAACACUGCUGGCGUCGUCCCCUGGUCCCCGCCGCAGGUCAACUGGAACCCCUGGACCAGCAGCAACAUUGAUGAGGGCCCGCUAGCUUUUUGCACCCCUGAGCAAAUCAGUGAGGACCUGCACAAUGAGCUGAUGUACCAGCUGGAGCACGACGACUCUCUGCAGAAGAUCCUAGCAGAGCGCGAUCAGCUGCCCGUAAAACAGUUUGAGGAGGAGAUCAUGGGGGCCCUGGAGAGCAACCCGGUGGUGAUCAUCAGAGGAGCCACAGGCUGCGGCAAAACCACGCAGGUUCCUCAGUACAUCCUGGACCGCUUCAUCAAAGGAGGAAGAGCGUCUGACUGCAACAUCGUGGUCACCCAGCCCCGUCGGAUCAGCGCUGUCUCCGUGGCCGAGCGAGUCGCCUAUGAGAGAGCAGAGGAUCUUGGGAAAAGUUGUGGCUAUAGCGUGCGUUUUGAGUCUGUGCUGCCCCGUCCGCAUGCUAGCAUCUUGUUUUGCACUGUGGGCGUUCUGCUGCGGAAGCUGGAAGCAGGAAUACGAGGAAUCAGCCACGUCAUUGUGGACGAGAUCCACGAGAGAGACAUCAACACGGACUUCCUCAUGGUGGUGCUCAGAGACGUGGUCCAGGCCUUCCCGGACGUCCGCAUCCUCCUGAUGUCGGCCACCAUCGACACCACCAUGUUCAGAGAGUACUUCUUCAACUGUCCCAUCAUCGAGGUGUUCGGACGCACCUUCCCUGUUCAAGAGUAUUUUCUGGAAGACUGCAUCCAGAUGACAAACUUCAUUCCCCCGCCAAUGGAUCGGAAGAAGAAAGCCAAAGACGAGGAGGGAGGAGAAGAAGAUACCAACUGUAACCUGAUCUGUGGGGCCGAGUACACUCCAGAGACCAAGAACACCAUGUCGCAGAUGAGUGAGAAGGAGACGUCCUUCGAGCUGGUGGAAGCGCUGCUGAAAUACAUCGAGACCCUGAAAGUUGCCGGGGCCGUGCUCGUCUUCCUGCCGGGCUGGAACCUCAUCUUCUCCAUGCAGAGACACCUGGAGACCAACCCGCACUUUGGGAGCAAUCGAUACCGGAUCUUGCCACUCCAUUCUCAGGUCCCACGCGAGGAGCAGAGGAGGGUGUUUGAGCCGGUUCCUGAUGAUGUCACCAAGGUCAUCCUGUCCACCAACAUUGCAGAGACCAGCAUCACCAUCAACGAUGUCGUCUACGUCAUCGAUUCCUGCAAGCAGAAAGUGAAACUUUUCACCUCCCACAACAACAUGACCAACUACGCCACUGUGUGGGCUUCCAAGACCAACCUGGAGCAGAGGAAGGGGCGAGCCGGCAGGGUCCGACCCGGCUUCUGCUUCCACAUGUGCAGCCGCGCUCGCUUUGAGAAGCUGGAGACUCACAUGACUCCAGAGAUAUUCAGGACACCGCUCCACGAAGUCGCUCUGAGCAUCAAGCUGCUGAGACUCGGCAGCAUUGGACACUUCCUGUCUAAGGCUAUUGAGCCGCCACCACUGGACGCCGUCAUAGAGGCGGAACACACGUUAAGAGAACUGGAUGCUCUUGAUAGCAACGACGAGCUCACCCCUCUGGGUCGGAUUCUGGCCCGGCUGCCCAUCGAGCCUCGAUUGGGGAAGAUGAUGAUCAUGGGCUGCAUAUUCAACGUUGGAGACGCCGUCUGCACAAUCUCUGCCGCCUCCUGCUUCCCUGAACCCUUCAUCAGUGACGGAAAACGCCUCGGAUUCGUCCACAGAAACUUCUCUGGCAGCCGCUUUUCCGACCACGUGGCUUUGCUGGCCGUCUUCCAGGCCUGGGACGAUGUCAGGGUCAACGGUGAGGAGGCGGAGAUGCGCUUCUGCGAGCACAAACGCCUGAACAUGGCCACCCUGAGGAUGACGUGGGAGGCUAAAGUCCAGCUGAAGGAGAUCCUAGUGAACUCUGGAUUUCCUGAAGAGUGUCUGAUGACACAGAUGUUCAACACUGUUGGACCCGACAACAACCUGGAUGUGGUCAUUUCUCUGAUAACCUUUGGCUCAUACCCCAACGUCUGCUACCACAAGGAGAAGAGGAAGAUCCUGACCACAGAGGGGCGCAACGCCCUCAUCCACAAGUCCUCCGUCAACUGUCCGUUCAGCAGCCAUGACAUCAAGUACCCAUCACCCUUCUUUGUCUUCAGUGAGAAGAUCCGGACCAGAGCCAUCUCGGCUAAAGGCAUGACUCUGGUCAGCCCGCUGCAGCUGCUGCUCUUCGCCUGUAAGAAGAUCAGCUCCAACGGAGAAAUCGUGGAGUUGGACGACUGGAUCAAGCUCAGGAUCCCCCAUGAGGUGGCAGGGGGUGUGGCUGCGCUGAGGGCGGGGCUUGAGGCUUUAGUGGUGGAGGUGACCAAAGAUCCAGAGUAUAUCAACCAGAUGGAUCAGGGCAACACGCGCAUGCUGAACGCCAUCAGAUACGUGUCCAAGCCGACUGCCGCCGGACUCAACCUCAUGAACUCCAGCCAGAGGAUGGGAGACGGACCACGGCCCCCCAAGAUGGCCCGCUUUGAUGGAGGNNNUGGAGGUUAUGGAGGUGGAGGGGGUUACAGAGGAGGAGGGGGAGGUUACGGAGAUGGGGGAGGUUACAGAGGAGGAUAUUAAUUUCCAGAACCACGCCUCUGUGUUUAUGAUCCAGCCUGUUGUUGUUGUUUUGAUACAUGUUUGUAAAGUAGAGGGAACGUCAACUGAUCUGUUUUUAGUUCAUGGUGAAGUGGUCAAAUAAAUGAUUUUUCCUUAACACAAAA
Oryzias melastigma (Indian medaka) is the source of this 3963-nucleotide messenger RNA. It is a transcript of the gene dhx9, whose product is annotated as DEAH (Asp-Glu-Ala-His) box helicase 9. NCBI's taxonomy places the organism in Eukaryota, Metazoa, Chordata, Actinopteri, Beloniformes, Adrianichthyidae. The transcript is spliced from 29 exons. The record is from RefSeq and is a predicted model, not a curated record. Gene Ontology annotation, cellular component: intracellular anatomical structure; nucleolus; ribonucleoprotein complex. Gene Ontology annotation, biological process: positive regulation of transcription by RNA polymerase II; regulation of mRNA processing. Gene Ontology annotation, molecular function: ATP binding; 3'-5' DNA/RNA helicase activity; 3'-5' DNA helicase activity. Bases 197 to 3820 code for a protein of 1207 amino acids.